AUAGACGAGAGUGGUAUAUACUGAUUUGACGAACCGCUACGUCCGCUACACGUUUACUUAUCCGACGUACAAAAAGGAUAUUGGAGGUUAAUUCUCGCGCGUGAGAGCUCCGGCUCUGAUCACUUGGGGGUCUAUCCAGACAAACGUGCGCGUGUGCAUAAAGAGAUUGAUUCGUCCACUUCCUCAUGCGUGCGCUUAUGACCCAGUCAGAUUCCUUGCGCGUGUAUCUUUUAUGCUCGCUACAAGUUCGCCUGGUUGGACCCUUGAUUCGCAGAAUUUACGCGUUACGCCGCGAUACUUUUUAUAUCGGCGCGGUUCGCUCGCGCGCCUGGUUAAUCUCUCCACGUACAGAACGUAAUUGAACGAUGUCCGUUUCAGGGACAGACCUACCGGGAAAAGGAGGGAGAUUAAAGUGUCUUGUGCAAUAAUAGCGCGAUACAGCGUUUGAUUGCGUGAUACGACACUCGGAGGGAACUCGGCGCAGAUAUCCUGUCUAUAGGCUAACCUAGUUUAGGGUAGCAUGAUGCUGGGAUCCGUGCCCGUGGCACCGUCCACCUCGGCGAGCAGUUCUGGUCUACCGAGUCCAACCAUGGACGCGUUCGAUGACACUUCGAACAAACUGACGACGUACCUGCAUCAGCUAGCCGGGAGUCGCGAGAUGGACACCGACAUGAUAUUCAAGGACCAUUGUUACGCUCGACCUUGGAACUGGAGGCCGGAGAAUGUUUACGUGAAACCUAUAAAGAGGCUGUUCUUCUCGAAAAACACCCCCAGCGACAAGCAUAGAAAGGACGAGGAGGUCGACGUGGAAAGCGUUGGCGGCGAGCCGUCGCCACUGCCGCUCGAUUUGACUAGAUUUCGGCAUAUGAUGGACGAGUUUGAACGUCUAGCGAACUUUGCGCGACCCGAGGAGGAGGAGGAGGCGGAGGAGGAGGACGAUUGGGAGGAGAAGAUAGAGAAGACCUUGUGGUCCGCGAUUCAGAAUCGGAUCUUUACCAAGGUGACGCGGAUACUGAGCUCGGAGAGGCUCGCGAGAUUGGCCAAGGCUAAGAGCGCGACGGAGCCGAUCUUUCGGCGCACGUCCGUGGAUAUUGCGGCGAGGAGAUUCCGUGAGACCCUAGCGUCGACCGGAUGGGACUGGCGGCUGGUUCACUGGCUGCACAAUUUGCUGUUCGAGCGACUGCCCCAGGAAUACCUGGCCAUCUAUCUCGAUAUCCUGCAGACCUUGAGGCUGAAGAUCCCCCAGCUGAUCGAUAAGAUGAUCGCUGUGCAGCCGAACAUCAGCGCCAAGGGCGGCUCCAUAACGUGGGAGACGCUCGGGUCGCUCUUGAAACGGUCCUGGGAUCCGGUCGCGCAGAAUUUGAGCGGCAACAGACCCAAGAAAUUGCCGGGAAAUCCGAUCUUGAUAGUUGUACCUUCCGGUAUCGCGUCGAGCGUUUCCUCCCGCCAGCACAAGUGGAUCACGCAGCUGGGACUGUUGGGCAUGGUCGCUACCGUUCAUACGCAUAUGAGCUUGGCAGCCAACAGAAUGACCAUGAUGGUGUGCAUGGACCAGCUGGUUCAGGCCACAAGAGCCAAGAUACAGGAUGUCAGAAGUGACUGUCCUGGUAGGCCGAUCAUACUCGUGGGUUUCAACGCUGGCGCGGCGCUCGCGUGCCAGGUGGCCCAGAUGGAACACAUAACUGCUGUUAUCUGCAUUGGAUUUCCUUUCGCAACCGUCGAGGGGAAACGGGGCACGCCCGAUGACAUGCUGAUGGACAUUCGCUGCCCGGUUAUGUUUGUCAUUGGGCAAAACGCCACCCUCGUACGACCGGACGAUUUGGAGGAGCUCCGCGAGAAGAUGCUGGUCGAGACGAGCCUGGUGGUCGUGGGCACGGCCGACGACCAUCUCCGGAUAUCCACGUGUAAAAAGGUGCUCGAGGGCAUCACGCAGAGCAUGGUGGACAGAUGCGUGCUGGACGAGAUCGGGGAUUUCAUCGGCAGCAUCCUGUUGCAACCGCACCCGCUGCCACUGCGGCCGACAACGACUAACUGCGACAGCAAGAUCAAAAAGGACUCGCACAAACGAAGAAACUCGACCAGCAGCUCCGUGGAGAGCGAGCCCAACUCGCCGACCGUGAAGAAAUCCCGGCCGACCACGCCGGUGUCCUCCGCGCUAUCGCUCGGCACAAACGUGGCGUCGAGCUCGGCCCCCAAAAUCGGUGCCCAGUUCAAUGCCCAGUCCAAUGUGACGCAAGUAAGCGGGCAGCAUACAAAUCACACUCCCGCCACGAAACGGAAGCGGCCCGCGAGCAAUCAGAGAAAUCAGUUCUCCGAUCCGAAGACGCCUAGGCUUCCUGCGCAGUCAAAUGUUAAUUCGGAAAAUGGCAUAACGCUCAAUAUUGGCACGCUAGCGAGUUUGGCGCCGAUAGGACCGAUACGUUUAGCGCCUAACGCAGCGGGUCAAUCCACGACCACCCCCUCGAAAACCUCUAGUACGUCCAAAUCCCCGGCUACCGCUAAACUACCGAAGAUCAUUUCGAAUGUGGCACUGCCGAAUGCUUCAAAGCUGAAAACAUUGGUGUCUUCUAAUAAGUCUUAUUCGAGUGUGGUCUCGAAUAAUUACAGACAGGCCAGUACGCCUGACAAAAAUGGUGACACGAAAUUGGUAAACGUUUUCGCCACGGGAAAUCAGAUCAGAGUUAACACAACUCCCACAGCAGGGAGUAGUAAGCCUACGGCGACAAGUGGCACUUUGUCGAAUCUUCUGCAAAGCGGAAAGAGUUCGAUUGCGCUCACGAGCGGUGCAUCCUCCACCCGUGCAUCGUCGGCUUCUAGUAUCCUGCUAACGACCGCCAAUUCAUCAGCGAAUACCGUAACGGCGUGCGCAUCGACCCCUUCAAAAGCGAUGGAAGAGAUGGGAAUGAGCAGUGAUUCUCACUUAUUGGACAUAUCCAAAUCGGCGCACUUACCACGACAAGGAGCCGUACCCAAUAGUACCGAUAGCUCUCAUAAUACGUCGUGCGGUAACAUAGUCAUUGUCGAGAAUUCCCUCCACAACAGAAGCGCGCCUUCGUCGGUGAUAGUCCCGUUUAGCAAUCAAAGCCCCGGCUUUCUGCCGCUGUCCAACAAGCUGAAAAUCUCACAAAAGUCGAUGAAGACAAUGCCGAAGAUCACGGUCAACGCCAACAACUUGCAGAGACUUCAAAAGGGGAAGUCCCAGAGCGCCCAGAAGAGGAGCAUCGCAAACGAUAUAGACGACGAUCUGGGUAAUAUACUGGACAUACCGAUAAUAUUCGCCAAGGACGACGACAAUUUGAGCAACAUAAACAAGAUGCCGGCGUUGACGCAAACGACGCUGGCUAAGGAACCUCAGGAGAGGCCAAAAAUUAACAAUACCACCAAGGUGGUUUUGAUCAGCAACAAGCAGGACAAGCUGCAGCAGGUGCCGAGUAAACUCGGAGCGGCCUCCGCGCAGGCCGUUAUUUGUCCCAAUAUGUCUGUGCAAAACUUGAAUCAAUUGAUACUGCAGACGCGGUCGCAGAAUAGCGGCGUCUCGACGAAGAGCAGGGUCGGGGUGCCGCUGGAAAAUCGACUGGUACAACCUGCCGUCAAGUACACCAAGAUCAUACUGGCGAAAAGGAACUCUCAGCCCAUUCAGCAGAACGAGAGGGCCGAGCAGGUGGUUGCGACCAAGAAAGUUCCGGACGAUGUAAACGCACCCAAGAUCCUGACCUUCGAGAAAAGCGAGCACAGAUUCGUGCAGGCGCAGUCCUCCGCGGCGUCGGCAAAUUACGAUAAUCGUCACGCGGACAACAUACUCGAGAUCGAGGACGCUAUUAAGACGAAUAUUAUCGAACGCAAACACGUACCCGUGCCUGCAAUCGACGAGACGUCAUCCGCAACUCUCGACGACGACUGCGAUAUCUUCCACGAGGCUAAGCUGGACGAGAUGGCACACGAUUUGGAGCAGUCUGUUUUCGAUAAUGUUGGUGAAAUACAAACAUGAAAUACAUAAUUGCUUCAUGAUAUCAUUGAUUGUGCGAUAUGUAAGAGAAUUUCUGCAAAGUGUGAUUAUUUCAAAGUGAUUAGCUAAAGAUAUAUAUAUAUAUUUGUAUAUAUAUACUUACAUAU
Molecule: messenger RNA, 4113 nt
Organism: Vollenhovia emeryi
Lineage: Eukaryota; Metazoa; Arthropoda; Insecta; Hymenoptera; Formicidae
Gene: Rcd1
Product: KAT8 regulatory NSL complex subunit 3
Exons: 7
Coding region: 521-3988 (1155 amino acids)
Biological process (GO): positive regulation of transcription by RNA polymerase II
Cellular component (GO): NSL complex
Source: RefSeq, a predicted model, not a curated record